This is a messenger RNA of Tachysurus fulvidraco (yellow catfish), 1351 nucleotides long. RefSeq names its product melanoregulin (gene mreg). Gene Ontology annotation, biological process: melanosome transport. The transcript is spliced from 5 exons. The record is from RefSeq and is a predicted model, not a curated record. Lineage: Eukaryota; Metazoa; Chordata; Actinopteri; Siluriformes; Bagridae. The coding region runs from base 377 to 1087 and encodes 236 amino acids. Gene Ontology annotation, cellular component: melanosome.
GUGUGUGUAUAGGUGUGUGUGAUCAGAAAUUCUUCCCCUUUGAAUUUUUUCACACUGAUGGGAAGUUCCUGAGCCACAUGUUCAGGUAUAAAUAAAGGAAACAGAAGUUGUUAUGAGUCUGGAAUAAAGAGGAGUUUUUAUCUUCUCAUUUCUGGAUGGAGGGAUGAUGAAAUCUUCCACAUUACCACUUUAAGGUUAGUUAGUGGAAGAUGAGUGUACAGAGCACACACUGGGAGAUCAGGACAGACCACACCCCUCUACAGGCCACACCCCUCUGCAGAUCACACCCCUCUAUAGGCCACAACCUUCUACAGACCACACCCCUCUUCUUUUUUUGUUUUUCUCUCCAUUCCUCUGUCUGUGUCGUUCGGCGAGGAUGGGUGCGGCCUUUAGGAGGUUCUGUGCUCGAUUCUGCUGUUGCUGCUGCGUCACUGACGAGGAUGAAGAUGAAAAGAGGCCGAUUUUCAGUAAUGAGACAUUGGAGUAUUUUGAUCGUGAGGCAAAAAAGAGACGAGAUCAGGAGACGAAUCUUUGGAGUGAACCCGGAGAUCCGUCUCACUCAGAGAGAGAUGAUGACCGAGCGCUUUAUAACCUCCUGCAGAACCGAGCUAAAACACGCAGGGGCUCACAGGGGUACAGGAGGAUGAGUGUGGACAUCGAAGUCAUGAGAGAAGUGAGAAGGGAAGUGAGAGAUAAGUGGAAGAUGAUCCUGGAGAAUCUGGGCUUUAUGCAGGAGGCGGAGUCUCUGCUGACGGUCAAUGCGAACGCAUCAUAUGACCGUAUGAAGAAUGCAGCAACAGCUCGGAGUCUGUUACAGACACUCUACUCAGAGACGUCCGUUUUUAACAGCAAUGAGCCUCCACCUGAGAGAUACCUGUUCAUCUUGGACCGGUUGAUUUAUCUGGAUGCUGCAGAUGACUUUGUGGCUAAAGCUCGUCGUUUUUAUCCUCCCAGGGAUGAAGAUGAAGAGGAGGACAAAGCAAUAAAUCUGCCCCUGCUGCUGUCACGUGUUAAUCAGCGUCUGAAUGCAGGAGAUGCUGAUGGUGAUGGUGAUGAUGAAGGAGAUAUGAGUGGACAAGAUGAUUAGCUGUAAUGACUGAGAGGUGCUUGUGCACACAGAGCUUCAUUUCAGACUCUGGAUCUUUUCUAUAGUGUGAACAGGAUUAAAUAUUUCAGAGUGAGCAUUUAGAUUAGAGUGUUACAGAUUAGAUUACACUGUUAGGGUGAAGAAAGUUGUAUGUUUGGAUUAAAGUGUUUUAGUAUUUAUAACUGUGUUUAAAGAUUUAGUGCAGUGAGUGUUAAGGUUUAGGGUCCAGAAAAGGUUAAUGUUAAUGUUCACACUCCUUUAGGU